UAUGAGGAGUGCAUGAGCGAGGUUUCCGACCCGCAUCGGUCUCUCUUCCUCCGGGUCAUGCGGAACAGCUUGUAUCCCACAAACAGGCAGUUGAGAAGCAGGAGCAAAAGGACGCAGGGAAUGAGCACCAGGAUCAGCAGGGUCAAACUGGACACCGGGAGGCCCUCGGAUUCCAGUCUUCUGCAGAGGUUUUCCGCAAUGGAUUCUGAAACACGGAUGCAGGGGGAUUUGCUUUCACACAAGCAACAAUGCGGAAAACUAAAGGUUACGAGAAGGUCAUGGGGUCUAAGACCACUCAUCGGAUUCUGUAUGGACUUGGAUGACAACACCCAUCUGGUGCUUUUUCGCCUUAAUAUUUGUUACAUGCAGUGGCUCAUAAGCACCUUCAACACUAGACACAUCACACGGUUAUGAUCCCCCACUCUGCUUUUAUCAAAUAAACCUACGCAAAAUGCAGAAAAAUGGCAAAUAUCCUUCUACUGGAAUAGUAUUUACCCUGCAUGUCUGUGAUCAGAUUGGAGGAGCAAAGAUGGGCAUGUGGUCCUAUAUGAUAGCUGUCAAUUGUGUGAUCAUAAUCUGCAUGCUCCUGGUGUUCCAAACCACCGUGGAUGAGAUCUCUUCAGGCACGUGUGCAUGUAAAGACUGUGUCAGAGAGAAGACUAGUGCUUGGUUCAAUGAACUCUAUGAUCUCUCUAUUCAACCACUGCUCAACCAGGAAAAUUACGUGCUCAGUGAAGAUGUCUACGAGUAUUGGACGGGCCUUCAGAAAUAUAAGAACCAAAGCAACUACACAGCAGUGGUGGAGAAGAUGUUUUCUCUCUUCCCAGAUAAAACGCAAUACUUAGAUGCUAGUCCAAAACGCUGCAGGACUUGUGCUGUGGUAGGAAACUCAGGGAACCUUAAAGGAUCCCAUUAUGGACAUCUAAUAGAUCUUCACGACUUUGUCAUUAGGCUUAAUAUGGGCCCAACAAAAGGCUAUGAGAAGGAUGUUGGUUUUAAGACCACUCACCGGAUUAUUUAUCCCGAGAGCGCUGUAGACAUGGACAAAUCAACUUACCUGGUGCUUUCCCCAUUCAAGAUUCUGGAUAUGGAGUGGCUCAUCAGUGCCUUCACCACUAAGAACAUCACAAGAACUUACAAAAAAGUAAGGCCGAGCAUAAGUGCCAACAGACAUAAGGUGAUGAUUCUACAUCCUGCUUUCAUUAAGUAUGUCCACGAGAUAUGGUUACUGAAAAGGGGCAAAUAUCCAUCCACCGGCUUCCUCGCUAUUGUAUUUUCCCUGCACAUCUGUGACCAGGUUUCUACAUUUGGCUUUGGUGCUGACAUAAAUGGAAACUGGUAUCACUACUUUGAGAAAACCUCGAGUAAACUCCGUACCGGCGCUCAUAGUGGCAGCUUUGAGUUUGACACCAUGAUGCAACUGUACUUGGAAAACAAAAUUCGGGUGUUCAGAGGGAAUAAAAAGAGGUGAACAAAUUUGUCGUCUAUAAGACCUUAUGCACCAGAGAAAAGAGGGCGCCGCCAUCUUUAGAAUAUUGUCUUUCCAGGAGGAAUCAGCUUUUGAAGUGGAUUUACUUAAUGUAAAGUUAACGAAAGUUAUCACGAGGAUUGUAAUGUUUAAUGUCUUAACAAAUGACAGUAGACCGGGAAUAUUUUUAAACUGUUCAUUCAUAAAUGGGGAAGAUCACUGUGAAAAUACAGACCGGACGACAAAAGACAAUGAGCGUAGCGCUGAAAAGGGGUGGGGCUACAUAAGUGGCGAAUGCGAUGGCGUAUUGUUGUGUUUAAUGUAGAAAUUUGUUAUUCUAAAAAUUUACAUACAUUUCUUUCAUAGUUUAGACUAUGUACUGUACAGUGAAAUUUACAAAUGUAUAAAUAAAUUUUUUAAAAAUAUAUUCAGAACAUAAAAAAAGAAUUAGGAACGAACUAUAAACAUAUCCUAUAUUGGAUAUGAACAUGGAAUAGUUUAAAUUGUGGAAGCAGCUUCAGGUUGGUAGUCCAAAACAUUGUUGUCUAUCUGUACUUCCGGGAUUCUUCCCACCGGA
Molecule: messenger RNA, 2045 nt
Organism: Pimephales promelas (fathead minnow)
Lineage: Eukaryota; Metazoa; Chordata; Actinopteri; Cypriniformes; Leuciscidae
Source: RefSeq, a predicted model, not a curated record